Molecule: messenger RNA, 1434 nt
Organism: Fusarium keratoplasticum
Lineage: Eukaryota; Fungi; Ascomycota; Sordariomycetes; Hypocreales; Nectriaceae
Product: G2/mitotic-specific cyclin-B
Exons: 4
Coding region: 1-1434 (477 amino acids)
Biological process (GO): regulation of cyclin-dependent protein serine/threonine kinase activity; G2/M transition of mitotic cell cycle
Cellular component (GO): nucleus; cyclin-dependent protein kinase holoenzyme complex; cytoplasm
Molecular function (GO): cyclin-dependent protein serine/threonine kinase regulator activity
Source: RefSeq, a predicted model, not a curated record
AUGCCUCCGCAGAGUCGUGUUGCUCGUACGCGCCUCGCCGGCACCGAGAACGACGAGAACAGUGGUACGACGCGUCUUACACGGGCGCAGGCCGCCGCUCUCAAAGUCGAUGAGCUAGCCAAUGCCUCCAAGGGCACUCUCCAAACGAAAAAGUCCACAAUUAACGGUGCUGGCACCACCAACACACGGAAACGCGCCGCAUUAGGCGAUGUCAGCAAUGUUGGAAAGGCAGAUGGUGUUGCUGGAAAGAAGGCCAAGGCGGGGUUGGUCUCCAAGGCUGCUCAGCCUACCGGUAUUGAGAAGAAGACCUCGCGAUCCACUCGAACUGCUCUCAACCCCAAGCCUACCAACGGCAAGACGGAGCGAUCUGGUCAUGGUACUAUCAAGGCUGCUGCGAAGCCCAAGGCCCCCGCCUCCCACGCCACAAAGCCCAAGGCUCCCGUCGACGAGAACAAGCAGCCUUCAGUUCCCGAGCGUGAGAGAUCAGAGACUCCCCAAGAGCCUGAGGUCGUUAAGGCCGAGCCUGUUGCUCAGGCUGAGCCCGAAGUCAAGGAUGGGCCUGUGUACCCUCCUGGCGUCAAGGACUUGGACAGUGAGGAUCUUGAGGACCCUCUGAUGGUUGCCGAAUAUGCCAACGAAAUUUUCGAGUACUUGAGAGACCUCGAGGUCAAGUCCAUCCCCAACCCUGACUACAUGGACCACCAGGACGACCUCGAAUGGAAGACGCGUGGUAUCUUGGUCGACUGGCUCGUCGAAGUCCACACCCGCUUCCACCUUCUUCCCGAAACUCUCUUCCUGGCUGUCAACAUCAUCGACCGCUUCCUGUCUGCCAAGGUUGUCCAGCUUGACCGCCUUCAGCUUGUUGGUAUCACGGCCAUGUUCAUUGCCUCCAAGUACGAGGAGGUUCUUUCCCCCCAUGUCGAGAACUUUAAGCGCAUCGCGGACGAUGGUUUUAGCGAGGCUGAGAUUCUGAGCGCCGAGCGAUUUGUUCUGAGCACUCUCAACUAUGACCUCAGCUACCCCAACCCUAUGAACUUCCUGCGACGAGUCUCGAAGGCGGACAACUAUGACAUCCAAUCUCGCACCAUCGGCAAGUACCUCAUGGAGAUCAGCCUUCUGGACCACCGAUUCAUGCGUUACCGACCAAGCCAUGUUGCCGCCGGUGCUAUGUACCUGGCGCGACUGCUCCUUGACCGUGGUGAAUGGGACGAGACCCUUUCAUACUACGCUGGCUACACGGAGGACGAGAUUGAGCCUGUCGUCAACCUCAUGGUUGACUACCUUGCUCGUCCCGUCGUCCACGAAGCAUUCUUUAAAAAGUAUGCUAGCAAGAAGUUCUUGAAGUCGUCCAUCCUCUCUCGCCAAUGGGCCAAGAAGAACGCUGUUCUCUUCGGCAUCGACGACAUUGAGCUGACCCUUGAUCAAAUAUCAUGA